Molecule: messenger RNA, 7530 nt
Organism: Exophiala aquamarina CBS 119918
Lineage: Eukaryota; Fungi; Ascomycota; Eurotiomycetes; Chaetothyriales; Herpotrichiellaceae
Exons: 2
Coding region: 1-7530 (2509 amino acids)
Biological process (GO): spliceosomal tri-snRNP complex assembly; mRNA splicing, via spliceosome
Cellular component (GO): U5 snRNP; catalytic step 2 spliceosome
Molecular function (GO): metallopeptidase activity; pre-mRNA intronic binding; protein binding
Source: RefSeq, a predicted model, not a curated record
AUGGCUUUGAUUCCUCCUCCACCACCCCCGGGUUGGGGCGCUGGCCCUCCCCCUCCACCUGGUAUGGCUCCUCCUCCGCCGGGCUAUCGCCCACCUAUCGAUCCUCAGGUUGCAAAGUUCGCCCAAAAGAAGAAAGAAUGGCUACGAACCCAACGAAAUCGAUAUGGCGAAAAGCGAAAGGGCGGAUUUGUCGAAACUCAAAAGGCAGACAUGCCCCCCGAGCACUUGCGGAAGAUUGUCAAGGACAUUGGAGACGUCAGUCAGAAGAAAUUCAGCAGUGAUAAGCGGAGUUACCUUGGCGCGUUGAAAUACAUGCCUCACGCGGUCCUCAAACUCCUUGAGAAUAUGCCAAUGCCAUGGGAGAGUGCAAGAGAGGUCAAGGUUCUCUACCAUGUCAACGGGUGCUUGACUCUGGUGAACGAAAUACCCCGAGUUAUCGAACCAGUCUUUCAUGCGCAAUGGGCUACAAUGUGGGUUACGAUGCGACGGGAGAAGAGUGAUCGCAGACAUUUCAAACGCAUGCGUUUUCCGCCCUUUGAUGACGAGGAGCCUCCUUUGUCUUGGUCGGAGAAUAUCGAAGAUGUUGAACCACUUGAACCAAUUCAGAUGGAAUUGGAUGAGGAGGAAGACGGACCCGUUUAUGAAUGGUUCUACGAGCAUCGACCAUUGUUGGAUACACCCCAUGUCAAUGGUCCAAGUUACAGAACCUGGAACUUGACUCCUCCCCAGAUGGCAACACUUUACAGACUAUCUAGUCAACUGUUGAGUGAUGUCGUCGAUAAGAACUACUUCCACAUGUUCGAUAGGUCGAGUUUCUUUACUGCAAAAGCCUUAAACGUCGCCAUUCCCGGAGGGCCUCGAUUCGAACCACUCUACAAGGACAUUGAUCCAAACGACGAGGAUUUUGGCGAGUUUAACGCUAUUGACCGAAUUAUCUUCCGAGCACCCAUCAGAACAGAAUACAGGGUGGCCUUCCCAUAUCUGUACAACUCUCUACCAAGAAGUGUCAAAAUCUCCUGGUAUUCUCACCCACAGGUUGUGUACGUGCGAUCAGACGCAAACUUACCUGCUUUUAACUUCGAUCCUGUUAUCAAUCCAAUUUCCUCGAGGUCUGUUGCUCCAAAGAACAUCAGUGUCAGUCACGAAGACAAAAUCUUUGGAGUAGGUAAUGACGAAGAUGAUGAGUUUGAGCUUCCCGGCAAUGUGGAACCUUUCCUCGCCGAUGAAGAGUUGUACACAAGUGAGACAGCAUCUGCAAUUAUGUUAUGGUGGGCACCAUUCCCCUUUGACCGACGAUCUGGUAAAAUGGUUCGAGCGCAAGAUGUUCCUUUGGUGAAGCAGUGGUAUCUUGAACAUUGCCCAACUGGACAGCCAGUCAAGGUCCGAGUAUCAUACCAGAAGCUGUUAAAGAGUUUCGUCCUCAAUGAGCUGCAUAAAAAGAAACCCAAAGCACAAAGCAAGCAAGAUCUUCUCAAAACUUUGAAAUCAACCAAAUUCUUCCAGCAAACCACCAUCGAUUGGGUUGAGGCGGGUCUACAGGUUUGCCGACAAGGCUUCAACAUGCUGAACCUCCUCAUCCAUCGGAAGAAUUUGACAUAUCUGCACUUGGACUACAAUUUCAAUCUUAAACCUGUGAAAACAUUGACCACAAAAGAGCGCAAGAAAUCGAGAUUUGGCAACGCUUUCCACUUGAUGCGUGAAAUCCUCAGGCUCACCAAGCUUAUCGUUGAUGCCCAAGUUCAAUACAGACUUGGGAAUAUCGACGCGUUCCAGCUUGCGGAUGGUAUCUUGUAUGCUUUCAACCAUGUCGGUCAACUAACCGGAAUGUAUCGAUACAAGUACAAGCUCAUGCACCAGAUUCGAUCUUGCAAAGAUCUAAAGCAUCUCAUUUACUAUCGAUUCAACUCCGGUUCUGUGGGCAAAGGUCCUGGUUGUGGAUUUUGGGCUCCUGCUUGGAGAGUAUGGUUGUUCUUCAUGAGAGGUAUCAUUCCUCUCCUCGAAAGAUGGCUUGGUAAUCUGCUAUCAAGACAAUUUGAAGGGCGACACAGCAAGGGCGUUGCGAAGACCGUAACUAAACAGCGAGUCGAGUCACAUUUCGACCUCGAGCUACGAGCUUCUGUCAUGGCUGACUUGAUGGACAUGAUGCCCGAAGGUAUUCGACAGAACAAAGUCAACACUGUUCUUCAACACUUGUCAGAAGCUUGGAGAUGUUGGAAGAGUAACAUUCCCUGGAAAGUUCCUGGUUUGCCUGCACCAAUUGAGAACAUCAUUCUCAGAUACGUCAAGAGCAAGGCUGACUGGUGGAUUUCUGUGGCUCACUACAACCGAGAACGAAUCAGAAGAGGAGCCACUGUUGACAAGACCGUAGCGAAGAAAAACCUCGGUCGGUUGACAAGAUUAUGGUUGAAAUCAGAGCAAGAGAGACAGCACAACUAUAUGAAAGACGGUCCCUAUGUCUCAUCUGAAGAGGCUGUUGCCAUUUAUACGACAACCGUCCAUUGGCUCGAAUCUCGAAAGUUCUCGCCCAUUCCCUUCCCUAGUGUCUCGUACAAGCAUGACACCAAAAUCCUUAUUCUGGCUCUCGAAAGACUACGAGAAGCAUAUUCCGUCAAAGGUCGAUUGAAUCAGAGCCAGCGUGAAGAGCUAGCAUUAAUUGAGCAGGCAUAUGAUUCCCCCGGCACUACAUUGGCACGAAUCAAGCGUUUCCUUCUUACCCAGCGAGCUUUCAAGGAAGUCGGUAUUGACAUGAACGACAAUUAUAAUUCCAUCAAUCCUGUGUAUGAUAUCGAACCCAUCGAAAAGAUAACAGAUGCGUAUCUUGAUCAGUACCUCUGGUAUCAGGCCGAUACUCGACAUCUAUUUCCAUCUUGGGUCAAGCCUUCUGACUCCGAGGUGCCACCUCUAUUGGUCUACAAAUGGGCCCAAGGAAUCAACAACCUGACCAAUGUUUGGGAGACUGCAGACGGCGAGUGCAAUGUCAUGAUCGAAACGCAACUAUCGAAAGUCUAUGAGAAGAUCGAUUUGACACUACUCAACCGACUCCUUCGACUAAUCAUGGAUCACAAUCUGGCUGACUACAUCACAUCGAAGAACAAUGUGCAGUUGAACUACAAGGAUAUGAAUCACACCAACAGCUACGGUAUGAUUCGUGGCCUACAAUUUUCAGGCUUUGUUUUCCAAUAUUAUGGCUUGGUUAUUGACCUGCUGCUUUUGGGUCUACAACGAGCUAGCGAGCUAGCAGGGCCUCCACAAAGUCCGAACGAUUUCUUGCAAUUCCGAGACCGUGAAACGGAGACAAGACAUCCAAUCCGACUAUAUACCAGAUACAUUGAUAAGAUCUGGGUAUUCUUCAGGUUUACCGCCGAUGAAUCAAAGGAUCUAAUCCAACGAUUUUUGACUGAACAGCCAGACCCGAAUUUUGAAAAUGUCAUUGGCUAUCGGAACAAGAAAUGCUGGCCUCGAGAUUCCAGGAUGAGGUUAAUGAGACAUGAUGUGAACCUUGGUCGGGCUGUGUUCUGGGAUAUGAAGAACCGCUUACCUCGUUCAAUCACUACAAUUGAAUGGGAUGAUACUUUCGCCAGUGUCUAUUCUCGUGACAAUCCGAACUUGUUAUUCUCCAUGUGUGGUUUUGAGGUCCGCAUCUUGCCAAAAAAUCGGAAUCAGAACGAUGAAUUCCCGAUCAAGGACAGUGUUUGGGCUCUUGCCAACAAUGAGACCAAGGAACGGACGGCAUUUGCAUUCCUCCAAGUCACCGAAGAAGAUAUCCAGAAAUUCAACAAUCGUAUAAGACAGAUUCUAAUGUCUUCUGGCUCCACCACAUUCACCAAGAUUGCCAAUAAGUGGAAUACGACACUGAUUGCUCUUUUCACGUACUACCGUGAAGCCGCCGUCUCGACAGUCAAUCUUCUGGAUACGAUUGUCAAAUGUGAGACGAAGAUUCAAACUCGCGUCAAGAUUGGACUGAACUCAAAAAUGCCUUCUCGUUUCCCGCCCGCCGUCUUCUAUACACCCAAAGAACUUGGUGGCUUGGGUAUGAUUUCUGGCUCUCAUAUUUUGAUCCCGACAAGCGAUAAGCGAUGGUCGAAGCAGACAGAUACUGGCGUUACACAUUACCGCUCAGGAAUGACACAUGACGAAGAGACUCUAAUUCCAAACAUUUUCCGUUACAUUAUUCCUUGGGAAGCUGAAUUCAUCGAUUCGCAGCGAGUUUGGACGGAAUACUCGCAGAAGCGACUGGAGGCGAACCAGCAGAACCGCAGACUGACCCUUGAAGAUCUUGAAGAUAGCUGGGACCGCGGCUUGCCUCGAAUCAACACUCUGUUCCAAAAAGAUCGGAGCACACUCAGCUUUGAUAAGGGUUUCAGAGCUCGAACAGAAUUCAAACAGUACCAGCUCAUGAAAAGCAACCCCUUCUGGUGGACCAGCCAACGUCAUGACGGCAAACUAUGGAAUUUGAACGCCUACCGAACCGAUGUUAUUCAAGCGCUGGGCGGUGUUGAAACUAUUCUUGAACAUACUUUGUUCAAGGCGACCGCUUUUCCAUCCUGGGAGGGCCUGUUCUGGGAGAGAGCUUGUCUGGCAAAUGGUACCAUGCUGCUACGUUAUGAUGGCUCCAAAGUUGCCGUGGAGGAUGUAGAGGAAGGAGAUCUUCUUCUGGGCCCCGAUGGUGGUUCUCGUCGUGCGUUCAACGUUGUGAAAGGCAAAGAUCGCUUGUAUCGGAUCAAGAUCGGGUCUGGCAAGGAGGACCUCGUUGUGACACCAAAUCACAUACUCGUUCUGCACCUGGAGGUUCCUGCUGUUACUGAAGGGUCAGUGGCUAAGCGAUUCAACACGGUCGAAAUGACAGCAAGUGAUUUUGCCUCCCUCCUCCCAGAGGACAGAGCUAAGUAUCGUUUGUUUCGAAGCCACAAGCAAACAGUAGAGCACGAUAUUCCAAAAAAUUUCAGGUUCAUGAUAAAGGACAUCUCUCUAGAGACCGAGGCUACGAAAUGGGCCGGGUUCCGAGUGGAUAAGGACCAGUUGUACUUGCGACAUGACUAUCUGGUGCUCCACAACAGCGGGUUUGAAGAGUCCAUGAAGUUCAAGAAGCUCACCAACGCCCAGCGCUCUGGUCUUAAUCAGAUUCCUAACCGCCGAUUCACACUUUGGGCGAAUGUGUACGUCGGUUUCCAGGUUCAGCUCGAUCUGACAGGUAUCUUCUUGCACGGCAAAAUCCCAACACUCAAAAUCUCUCUAAUCCAGAUUUUCCGAGCUCAUUUGUGGCAAAAGAUCCAUGAAUCUGUAGUCAUGGAUCUUUGUCAGGUCUUCGAUCAGGAGCUUGAGCAGCUAGGUAUAGAGACUGUACAGAAAGAGACGAUCCAUCCCAGAAAAUCGUACAAGAUGAAUAGCUCAUGUGCAGACAUCCUUCUAUUUGCCAGUCAUAAAUGGAACGUCACUCGACCAUCCCUCCUCUUUGAUACCAAGGACCAGAUUGAAGCAACAACGACAAACAAAUUCUGGAUUGAUGUUCAAUUACGGUAUGGAGACUAUGAUUCUCAUGACAUUGAACGCUAUGUCAGAGCCAAAUACUUAGACUACACAACUGAUAGCAUGAGUAUCUACCCCUCAGCGACUGGCCUUAUGAUUGGAAUCGAUCUAGCCUACAACCUCUAUUCCGCAUACGGUCAAUACUUCCCCGGUCUCAAGGCCCUGGUUCAACAAGCCAUGGCCAAGGUCAUGAAGGCCAAUCCUGCACUUUAUGUGCUUCGGGAACGUAUCAGAAAGGGCUUACAACUGUACGCUUCUGAAAGUACGCAAGAAUUCUUGAACUCCCAGAAUUAUUCCGAGCUUUUUAGCAAUGUAACGCAAUUGUUCAUUGAUGAUACGAAUGUUUACCGAGUCACGAUUCACAAAACAUUCGAGGGCAAUUUGACAACGAAACCUAUCAAUGGUGCAAUUUUCAUUUUCAACCCGAAGAGCGGUCAACUCUUUCUUAAGAUUAUUCACACCAGUGUCUGGGCCGGACAGAAACGUCUUGGCCAAUUGGCGAAGUGGAAAACAGCAGAAGAAGUCGCUGCCCUUAUCAGAUCUUUGCCCGUUGAAGAGCAGCCUAAACAACUAAUUGUCACUCGAAAGGGCUUGUUGGAUCCCUUGGAAGUCCAUCUGCUGGACUUCCCCAACAUUUCCAUCAGAGCUUCAGAGCUUCAACUACCCUUCCAAGCCGCAAUGAAAGUCGAGAAGCUUGCAGACAUGAUUCUCCAAGCAAAGGAACCGCAGAUGGUACUGUUCAACUUAUACGAUGAAUGGUUGAAGACUAUCUCGUCGUAUACCGCAUUUUCUCGACUGGUUUUAAUCUUGCGUGCACUUCAUGUCAAUACCGACAAGACUAAAUUGCUACUGCGACCAGAUAAGACGGUCAUCACGCAAGCUCAUCAUAUUUGGCCAAGUCUGUCCGAUGAGGACUGGGUCAAAGUUGAGGUCCAACUUCGAGAUCUCAUCCUGAACGACUAUGGAAAGAAGAACAAUGUGAAUGUGCAGUCACUCACCAAUAGCGAGAUACGCGAUAUCAUCCUGGGUAUGGAGAUUUCGGCACCUUCCAUGCAACGACAACAAGCUGCAGAAAUUGAGAAGCAACAGGAAGAGCAACAACAACUGACCGCAGUAACAACCAAGACUCAGAAUGUGAGAGGAGAGGAGAUCAUUGUAACAACUACUUCGCAGUACGAACAACAGUCAUUUGCGUCAAAGACGGAAUGGAGAACUCGGGCUAUCGCGACUUCCAAUCUCAGAACCCGAGCAAACAAUAUAUACAUCUCGAGCGAUGACGUUCAAGAGGCUGAAGAUUCUUACACCUACAUCCUACCGAAAAAUAUCUUGAAGAGAUUCAUCACAAUUGCUGAUCUUCGUGUCCAAACCGCUGGCUAUCUUUACGGAUCUUCCCCUCCAGACAAUGAGCAGGUUAAGGAGAUCCGAACUAUUGUCAUGGUCCCGCAAGUGGGUAGUACGCGUGAAGUUCAACUUCCUCAUCAACUGCCUCAACAUGAAUAUCUCAAAUCGAUGGAGCCACUUGGUAUCAUUCACACAGCUUCGGGUAACGAAACAUCAUACAUGCCUGCAGCAGAUGUCACCAUGCAUUCACGAUUGAUGGCUCAACAUCCGUCAUGGGACAAGAAGACCAUUACUUUGGCUGUGUCGUUUACGCCAGGAUCAGUGUCACUAUCAUCCUGGUCGCUUACUCCUGAAGGAUACACCUGGGGAGCAUCGAACAAAGACACACAGUCUGACAACCCAUCCGGAUUCUCGACUUCUUUCGGUGUCAGGACCCAACUCCUCCUUUCCGACAAGAUCCGGGGCUUCUUCCUGGUUCCCGAAACUGACACCUGGAACUACAGCUUCAUGGGCGCCAGCUUCUCUUCCGUCGAAAAGAGACCCAUCUAUGUCAAGAUCGACACACCACGCCGUUUCUAUGACGACCUACAUCGUCCCGUGCAUUUCAGCAGUUUCAACGAGUUGGAGGAUAUUUGGGCAGAUCGGGAGGAUGCCUUUGCUUGA